GAUGAAAGACCUAAUCAAGCAGUCAAUUCCUUCACUCGUUUAGGUCACCACUCACCAACAAACACAACACAAACAAUUUCUUACGAUCUUCUCUUUUCAACUCUUCUCAAAACUUCUCCUUGACAGAACUCCAUGGAUAACCCUUCCAGACCCGUUACCGGCUACCCCGCUCCCAACCAAAAUGGCCAUCCUCAUCCUCCUCCCAACGCCGCCUACCCUUACGCCGCUGCACCCCCGCCCUCUCAGCCCUACGCCUACAACCCUUAUUACCAAGCCCAAACUCCUAUUUACCGCCGCCCGGCCUUUGUCCGUUCCUUCCUUAUCACUAUGAUCGCCCUCGCUAUCAUCUUUGGUUGCAUUCUAUUCAUCUUCUGGCUCGUCGUCCGGCCACGUGUCCCCGAGUUCCACAUCACCUCUCUCUCCGUUUCCAACUUCUCUACCAAUAACUCUCAACUUACUGCCAAUUGGGACGCACGCGUACAGGCCUAUAACCCCAAUAAGAAAAUGAGCGUCUACUACUACGACGUCUUUUCCGCAAUUAACUACAAUUCUGUUACGUUGUCGCGAACACAAAUGCCUCCUUUCGAACAAGGCACACGCAAUCAGACGGAAUUGACCGCCAAGUUCGCGGUGGUUGGUUCGUAUAUUGAGGAGAAAUCGGUGAAUAGUAUAAAUUCGGAGAGGAGUGGUGGAUCGGUGAAGUUUGAUUUCAGGCUGGAGGCUUAUGCGAGGUUCAAAUACGGUGGUUGGAGGAUGAGGAGGAAGUGGGCUAGGGUUUGGUGUGAUGACGUGGCGGUCAGUCUUUCGUCAAGUAGUGGAUCGGGGAACUUGGUGGGUGGUUCCAAGAAAUGUAGGGUGGCUAUUUAGGUAUGUUUGUUUGUUUGGGUGUUAGUUUUUAGCAUGUAUUUAUGUUGAAAUGUAGCUAGAUUUUUUCUUUUUUGGAUUUAAUGUAAUUUCAGGAUGAAUUAUAUAUGAUAUGAUGUGAAUCAAUGCGGUAUAGAUGUACAUGGAUUAGGGCUUGGUGGCUGUAUAGUCUAUGCUCUUAUUUAUUGCUGCAAUUCAAUUGAAAAUAUUUUUGGUUGUUCCUA
This is a messenger RNA of Pistacia vera, 1088 nucleotides long. Its product is annotated as NDR1/HIN1-like protein 10. NCBI's taxonomy places the organism in Eukaryota, Viridiplantae, Streptophyta, Magnoliopsida, Sapindales, Anacardiaceae. The coding region runs from base 133 to 867 and encodes 244 amino acids. The transcript has a single exon. The record is from RefSeq and is a predicted model, not a curated record. Gene Ontology annotation, cellular component: plasma membrane.